This is a messenger RNA of Vanessa atalanta (red admiral), 1946 nucleotides long. RefSeq names its product kelch domain-containing protein 3. The transcript has 6 exons. Gene Ontology annotation, cellular component: cytoplasm. The record is from RefSeq and is a predicted model, not a curated record. Bases 105 to 1256 code for a protein of 383 amino acids. Gene Ontology annotation, molecular function: protein binding; chromatin binding. NCBI's taxonomy places the organism in Eukaryota, Metazoa, Arthropoda, Insecta, Lepidoptera, Nymphalidae.
AUAAUAUAAACAACACUCAUAAAAUAAUUUAUUCUUUAAACGGCCUCGGUUCAGGUCGUAACAGGAAGGUAAAUUUACUUAUUUAUAUCGAUUUGUCUGACAAUAUGAGGUGGACGGUACACAUUGAAGGUGGACCAAGACGGGUUAAUCACGCAGCAGUGUGUAUCGGAGACAAAAUAUUUUCCUUCGGUGGAUAUUGUUCAACCGAAGAGUACAAAGAUUGGGAACCCAUUCCAGUCCACAUUUUAGACACAACAACAUUAAGAUGGGCAGCCAUCAACUACAAAAAAAAUGAAGUUGUUCCUUUCCAAAGGUAUGGCCAUACCGCAGUUGCAUAUGGACACAAGGUAUAUAUGUGGGGCGGAAGAAACAAUGCUGUAGCUUGUGAAACUUUAUCUUGUUUUGACACAAAAAAAUUAGAAUGGAGUACACCCUCGGUGACUGGUAUGGUGCCUUAUGCAAAAGACGGACAUUCAGCUUGUGUGAUUAGAAACAAGAUGUAUAUCUUUGGAGGUUUUGAAUAUCUGACUGAUCAGUAUUCGCAGGAUGUUCAUUGUUUAGACUUAGACACUAUGCAAUGGAGGUUUAUCAACACUCAAGGUACACCACCUUCUCACAGAGACUUUCACACAGCAGUGGCAUAUAAUGAUAGAAUGUACAUCUUUGGAGGCAGAGGUGACUUGAACAGUCCAUAUAACUCUGAAGAGGAAAUAUAUUGUCCCCAAGUUUAUUAUUUAGAUACAGUGUCUGAAACUUGGGUAAAUGUAAAUGCUAGUGGAUCCUGGCCCGAAGCAAGGCGCAGCCAUUCUGCUUGGCUAUAUAAAGAUUUUAUGUACAUAUUUGGUGGAUUGAAUGCUAAAACAAAGACACACUUCAAUGAUCUUUACCGAUAUUCCAUAAAUGGAAAUUAUUGGGAAUACCUUAAUGUGCGUGGUGUAGGACCUUGCAAAAGAAGACGACAAGCUUGUCUUAUUUUUAAGGAAAAAGUUUAUUUAUUUGGAGGAACAAGUCCUUGUUCCCAUAAUAAUAACAAUAAUAACAGACCAGUAGACGAUGCUGAAGAUAAUCAUGAGAGACUGAUAGACAAUAGUGAUCUCCAUGUAUUAGAUUAUGCACCAACAUUGAAAACCCUGAGCAUUCUCUGUGUCUUGGAAAAGAAUUUGGAUCAAUCAUCACUCCCACGAGAUAUUCUAAUUGAUAUAAGAACAAUGACAUUACCAAACAGGAUCAGCAGGCCCAUUAAUCAAGCAGGUUAACUUGAUAAUAGACAUCAUGGUGCAUGAUAUUAUUGAUUGUUGUUUCAAAAGUUUUCAAUAAACCUUGUCAGUUAUCAACUGAUUUGAUCAUAGUGCAAUAUCAAACAUUUUUGUAAACCUUUUGGAAUUAAAAUUUUAUUUUGACAUUACAUGUUAGCCGAAAAUUUAUAAUAUUUAUGAACAAUAAGGUUGAGAUUAAUUUCUAUAUUAUGGCAGAUUAUGUAUCUAACAAGAUUAAAUAAUUAAAAGACUCGUUUUUCAACUACCUUGAUGUAGAAUGUUGGCUUAUUAACACCACAAAAAUAUUCUAAAUAUUAUGAAUGAUUUAGCAUAUUUCAUCAGUGCAAUUUUCAUAUUCAGGAUUUAGUUAAACAGUGUUUAAAUAUAAAUCUUCAAACUAAAUGCUUAUAUUCCUCCCACAUAAAAAUUACCAAUAAAUUUAUAUAAUCCCAAGAAACUUUUUUUAUCUACAGAAGGUUAUAACUUUUGUCCUGGCUAUUUUAGGAUCAAUGCAAAAAUCCGAAGUAGACUUAGUGUGCGUUCUGAGUGACGGUGCGCCCUCUCUUAGAUUCUAUUUAUCCGAUAUUUGUAAUGAAUUAAUUGUAUUGAAUGUUAUUGAGAUAGCAUCUUCACAUUGUUCCAUGGAUGAAAGAAAUUUGUUACUGCAAAUAUUUUAUUAGUUACAAACAA